AUGGCUGUUGUUUUGUAUCCUUCUUUUAAAUUCUACUGGAUUCGUGAUUUACAAUUGCCGGUUCAAAUGGAAAAUCGUUUAAAACAAAAUAUCAUCAAAUUAAUUAUUGAUGAAAUGAACAAAGAUUCAAAAACAUCCGCAACUGAAUUACACAAAAUUAAUUUUUCUUCAACAACAUCAUGCUUUACUUCAACACCAAAAGCCAAACGUCGAAAAUUAUUUAAUUACGAUGAUAAUAAUAUGGACGAUUCUAAUGAAUCAACAACACUUGACCCGACUGUCGAAUUAAAUGCUUAUUUAAAUGAUCCAGUGCGAACAAAAUUUUCCGAUUACUGGUUUCAUUCUCAACUGAACAUUCUAAAAAAAUUGGUUAUACGUUUGUUUUCAGUUCAAGCAUUAUCAGCACCUAUUGAACGCGCAUUCUCACAUGCCGGAUUGAUAUUGUCGCAAAGAAGAACAAACAUGAGCGAACAUUUAUUUCGUGAUUUAGUUUUUUUACGCGUGAAUCAAAAGUUGUUAUAAAUAUAUUCUCUUAUACUUCUCAUAUGUACGAUUACUCUUGUCAGAUUGUUUUGUUGUUUUUCUGUUAAAUUCAAGCUCUCUAAUUUCUUCUUCUAAAAAGUUAAUGCUUUCCAGCCGGUGAUAUUUUUUCAAACUAAUAAAAAUUUUAACUCUUCUUAAAAAUUUAUCUUCUAUUGUUUGCCAUUCCAAAGUGCAGCAAAUAUACCCACCCAGGUCAAUGACGCUCGGUAGUAAACGGCCGUUCACCAACUUAAUACGUCAAAAAACGGUAACUUUUUACGCUCGUCGUAAACAGCAGCUGUAAACGAUGAUUUACAGCAUAUUACGACAACCGUACACAGUAACCGUAAAAGUUCAUCGUAACUACUACCGU
Molecule: messenger RNA, 895 nt
Organism: Rotaria sp. Silwood2
Lineage: Eukaryota; Metazoa; Rotifera; Eurotatoria; Philodinida; Philodinidae
Source: the annotation of a GenBank genome assembly